Messenger RNA from Schistosoma margrebowiei, 1485 nucleotides. The record is from the annotation of a GenBank genome assembly. Lineage: Eukaryota; Metazoa; Platyhelminthes; Trematoda; Strigeidida; Schistosomatidae.
AUGCUUGAUGGAACUUUAUGGAUAGAAUACAAUAGUACAUGUAGUGGAAAUAUAAGUACUACUGGUAUUAUAAAACUGGAAUAUUCUUUACCAAUAUUAAUACUUAGCAUAAUUGCUUUAAUAUUAAAUGGAUUAUGUAUUUCAAUAUUUUCAAGACAACACAGAAAAUCAGUUAUGAGAACAAGUUUACUUGUUUUGUCAGCUACUGAAGUACUGUUUCAUUUUUUUGUUUGUAUAGAAUAUACUACACAACUUAUAUGUUCAUUAAAUCCACGAAUGAUAAGUCCUACAGAAUUUAUAUUAUUUGCUCUUAUUAAUUGGGGUUCUGAUUGUUCUUUAUGCACACGUAAUUGGUGUAAUGUAUUAAUUACAUCAGCUCGUACAGAGGUAGUUGUUUAUCCAAUGCGUAAACGACGUAUACUUUCACAUUCUUCAAUAAAAUUUAUUUAUGGAUUUUUAUGGAUUCUAUCUGGAUUUCUUGCUAUUGUACGUGCAUUUUAUGAUUAUGCAAUUGUCUGUAAUUUAUCAAAUAAUCAAAUGAAUGAUUUAAUUAUACAAUCAAGUGAAACAUCAUUAUUAAAUACAAAUAACUUAGAUGCAUUCAAUGAUUUUAAUCAAAAAACAAAUACUGUAACAUAUAUUGAUGCUUUAUUAGAUCAAUAUAUCAUUAUUAACUAUGAAGCAUAUUGUUUUUUUAUAUUUCAAGUGAUUGCACCAACAUUAAUUGUUUUAAUCAUGUCAUUUAUUAUAUCAUUUUAUGUUUCACCAUGGCGUGAUACUAAAAUUAUUGAAGUAACUAAUGUACGUCGAAGACAUCAAAUGAAAGCUACAAGAACUAUAUUAUUUUUAGCUAUUUCAUUUUUAUGCUUUCAAACACCUAGUUUUAUUUUAGUUAUUAUACAACAUUAUACUAAUUUAAAAAUUGAAUUUCAAUUAGCUAAAUUAGUUGCUGAUUUAUUAUUAACAUUUGAUUCUAUUAUUAAUAUAAUGAUUUAUGCAAUUGGUUUACCAGGUUUUCGUGAUUAUUUAAAUCGAAUGUUUAUUUGUUUAUGUCCAUGGAAUAAUAUUAUUAAUAAUAAUAAUAUUAAUAUUGGUAACAAUAAUAAUAAUACUAGUAACCGUAUUCUAUUAAAUUCAGUUGCUAUGCCCCAAUCAGAAUUUCAUCCCAUCUCAUAUAAUAAUAAUAAUAAUAAUUCAAAAAUUACACAAUUAAAACCAACACAUUCAUUUAAUUGGAAUAAUUAUCGUCAUGGUAUUUAUAGUUCAUAUAGAGAUAAUUCUUUUCAACAUAAAGAUAAUCAUUCACAUUGUCAUUAUCAUUCAUUACAUGAUAAGAAACAAUGUCAAUAUACCAAUAAUAAUAAUAAUAAUAAUAAUAAUAAUAAUAAUAAUACUAUAGAUUGUAUUGAAAAUUCACAAUGUAAAAAUAUAAAUGAAGAUUCAUUGAGUAUUAGAGAAAGAGAAAUAUGUGAUGAUGAUAUAUAA